This is a messenger RNA of Centropristis striata (black sea bass), 1927 nucleotides long. It is a transcript of the gene cnot9, whose product is annotated as CCR4-NOT transcription complex subunit 9. The record is from RefSeq and is a predicted model, not a curated record. Gene Ontology annotation, biological process: mRNA catabolic process; negative regulation of translation. Lineage: Eukaryota; Metazoa; Chordata; Actinopteri; Perciformes; Serranidae. The transcript is spliced from 8 exons. Gene Ontology annotation, cellular component: CCR4-NOT complex; CCR4-NOT core complex; P-body. The coding region runs from base 366 to 1265 and encodes 299 amino acids.
AUAUUGAGGUUGCCUCCAUUGCUAACACACACACAAAAAAUCGCUAUUGGAUUAUGUUGUAAAUUGUUCCGUUUUUAGUUUUCGAGCGUCUUUUAUUGCUCCAGAUAAAUGAAAAACAAUGAAGUUUUGCUUUCCUGUUAUCGCAAUCAAGUUAUUUAGCUUGUAAUAUUAAUGUUCGCGCGUAACUACUGGUUUCCAUUUGUCAAGCCGUUUAACGCUAGCGGCUAGCUAGCUUGAGCUAGCUGCUAGUGCUGUUGGUUACGCAAAGUUUGUUUCAUUGAAGCUACAUUAGUUAGCAAAUACACUGGACUUCAACUGAUACAGUGGUUUUAACAACACUUUGGGUCCGCAAAAAGCUUCAGAGGAUGCUGGCGACGGGAGCUGCCGUAACUAACGUCACAGCCCUGGCCCAGGUAGACCGGGAGAAGAUCUACCAAUGGAUCAAUGAAUUGUCCAGCCCAGAGACCAGAGAAAAUGCCUUGCUGGAGUUAAGCAAGAAACGUGAGUCAGUGCCAGACCUGGCACCAAUGCUCUGGCACUCCUGUGGCACCAUUGCUGCCCUGUUGCAGGAAAUUGUGAACAUCUAUCCAUCAAUAAACCCACCAACCCUGACAGCUCACCAGUCUAACAGAGUUUGCAAUGCCUUGGCACUUCUGCAGUGUGUUGCCUCACACCCAGAGACACGGUCGGCUUUUCUUGCCGCUCACAUCCCUCUCUUCCUUUACCCUUUUCUGCACACUGUGAGCAAAACACGUCCAUUUGAGUACCUGCGACUUACCAGCCUUGGAGUCAUAGGUGCUUUAGUCAAAACUGAUGAACAAGAAGUGAUUAACUUCCUCCUCACCACUGAAAUCAUCCCACUGUGUCUCCGCAUCAUGGAAUCAGGGAGUGAGCUCUCCAAGACGGUUGCUACUUUCAUACUGCAGAAGAUCUUGUUGGACGACACAGGACUGGCCUAUAUAUGUCAGACUUAUGAACGUUUCUCCCAUGUGGCCAUGAUCCUUGGCAAAAUGGUGCUCCAGCUCUCUAAAGAACCCUCAGCUCGCCUGUUGAAGCAUGUUGUUCGCUGCUACCUUCGCCUCUCAGACAAUCUCAGAGCCAGAGAAGCCCUGCGUCAGUGUCUGCCAGACCAGCUGAAGGACAGCACCUUUGCCCAGGUGCUGAAGGACGACACCACCACCAAGCGCUGGCUGGCUCAGCUGGUGAAGAACCUGCAGGAGGGCCAAGUCACCGACGCCAGAGGCAUCCCACUGGCCCCGCAGUGAUGAGGACAAAGUGUGUGUCCACUGCAGGCACACAAGGACUCUCUCAUCACUGUCUAGAUUUUGUAUUUUGCCAAAUGUGGUGCUAAGACUGUCUGCAAAGUGAUGGACAGCGAAGAACAAAUAAUAAAGGAAGAUUUCUUUUGCUUUCCGAUAGAUCAUUUACAGCAGUUUUUUGUCACUUCUUCACCACUGCAAACCUGUUUUUUAAGAGUCUGAUUGUAGACUUUCCAAACUGAUUCUGAUAGCUGGUACUUGAGAAUAAGAUGUUAUUUUAUUCUGGUAUUUGUUAAUGAGGGAAAUGUUUUUGGCAAGAUUUCUCAAAUUUGGUUUAGUAGGAGCUGUGUUAAAGAUAUGUCUGAGUAAGAUAUUUUACAGUUAAACAAUCACCUAUCAUAACAAAACAAGAGUCAUUUUUUUUUACAGUAAACUUCACUGAAAGUUAUGUUAAGUAUGAAAAAAAUUAAGGUAAAAUAUAAAUUAAAAUGCAGUCUGUAGAACACUUAUUGCUGCAGUUUACCGCACUGAACAUAUCAGUACAGAUUUAAGACUAAUGUCAGCUGUCCCAAAAUAUUUGUCCACUCUUGUCUUUUCCCCUGUAACUUCCUGGAACAUUACCCUGUUAUUUUUGCUUCUUGCUUUUCAAAUAAGACUUUUUAAUCUUC